Molecule: messenger RNA, 1463 nt
Organism: Amblyraja radiata (thorny skate)
Lineage: Eukaryota; Metazoa; Chordata; Chondrichthyes; Rajiformes; Rajidae
Product: zinc finger protein 229-like
Exons: 3
Coding region: 81-1463 (460 amino acids)
Biological process (GO): regulation of DNA-templated transcription
Molecular function (GO): RNA polymerase II cis-regulatory region sequence-specific DNA binding; DNA-binding transcription factor activity, RNA polymerase II-specific
Source: RefSeq, a predicted model, not a curated record
GCGGCCAUUGAGGGUGACCAGGGUGCCGGUGAGCCCCCAUCUGCUCGGUGUGCGGGCCGUGCUUCAAGGGCUGAUCUUCGAUGGAGGACAACAUGAUGGGGCACAACAAGGAGAAGCGUUAUGAUUGCGACGUGUGUGGCAAGGCCUGGCAGAGCCCGAGCAAGCUGGAGGCCCACCGGCGGGAGCACAGGAUAGAACGCCCCUUCAACUGCACAGAGUGCGGCACGAGCUUCAAGAGGGCGGAUGUGCUGCAGGCCCACCGGCGGGUGCACACGUGCAAGAAGCCCUAUGGCUGCUCCACAUGCGGCGAGAGCUUUACCCAGUUGUCGGGGCUGCGGGAGCACCAGCGGGUGCACAGCAGUAAGCGGCCCUUCACCUGCCCCGACUGCGGCAAAGGCUUCAAGUCGUCCAAGGAUUUGAAGGUGCACAGGCGCGUGCACACCGGGGAACGCCCCUACACAUGCAGCGACUGCGGCAAGGGCUUCACCCAGUCUAGCGGCCUGCUGGUGCACCAGCGCACCCACACUGGCGAGCGCCCCUACACCUGUGCCCAGUGCGGCAAGGGCUUCACCCAAUCCAGCAAACUGGUGCUGCACCAGCGCACCCAUACCGGUGAGCGCCCCUACACCUGCGCCCAGUGCGGCAAAGGCUUCAAGUCGUCCACAGGCUUGAAGUUGCACAGGUGGUUGCAUACCGGGGAGCGGCCCUUCACCUGCAGCGACUGCGGAAAGGGCUUCAUCCAAUCCAGCAGCCUACUGCUGCACCAGCGCACCCACACCGGCGAGCGCCCCUACACCUGCGCCCAGUGCGGCAAGGAGUUCACCCAAUCCAGCAAACUGGUGCUGCACCAGCGCACCCAUACUGGUGAGCGCCCCUACACCUGCGCCCAGUGCGGCAAGGGCUUCACCCACUCCAGCAAAUUCCUGAGGCACCAGCGCACCCACACUGGUGAGCGUCCCUGCGCCCAGUGUGGCAAUGGCUUCAACCAGUCUAGUCACCUGCUGGUGCACCAGCGCACCCACACCGGGGAACGCCCCUACACCUGCGCCCAGUGUGGCAAUGGCUUCAAACAGUCUAGUCACCUGGUGCUGCACCAGCGAACCCACACCGGCGAGCACCCCUACACCUGCGCCCAGUGCGGCAAGGGCUUCACCCACUCCAGCAACUUGCUGAGGCACCAGCGCACCCACACCGGCGAGCUUCCCUACACCUGCGCCCAGUGCAACAAGGGCUUCAACCAGUCUAAUCACCUGCUGGUGCACCAGCGCACCCACACCUUGGAGCGCCCCUUCACCUGCGCUCAGUGCGGCAAGGGCUUCACCCGCUCUGACUGCCUGCUGCAACACCUGCGCACCCACACCGGCGAGCAUACCUACACCUGCUUCCAGUGCGAGUUUGACAGCUCGCGGGGGUUGCGGCAACACCGGCAGACCCACGCCGGCGAGCAGCUGCUCCCACCGUGA